Molecule: messenger RNA, 1044 nt
Organism: Peniophora sp. CBMAI 1063
Lineage: Eukaryota; Fungi; Basidiomycota; Agaricomycetes; Russulales; Peniophoraceae
Source: the annotation of a GenBank genome assembly
AUGUCAAAUGUGACGGUAACUGCAGAUGUCGUUCCGGACAUGACACUCAUAGUAGGGCCAAUUUAUCUGGGAGCCUUGAUGGGAUACCUGGUCUUCGGUAUCACUAUUGUGCAGUUGUACAUAUAUUAUGUCUCAUUUUCUAAGGAGAACUGGUGGCUUGUGUGUACAGUUUAUGGGGUAUUCUUGGCCGACCUCGUACAGAGUAUCGCUGUGGCUGCGACAGGUUGGCAUUCUGCUGUUUCAGGCUGGGGGCGUCAAGAGUACUUGGAGUUUCCCGGUUGGCCAUUGAUCAUCAUUCCCGGAGUAUCGAGUCUCGUGGCUGCGUGGGUGCAAGUAUUCUACGCCUGGCGUAUUCACCGCUUCGGGGCGUGGAAGAUCAUUCCCAUCACCAUCAUUUUUCUUGCAUUAGCGCAGACCUGCGCUGCGUGGGCUAUUGGGAUACAGUACGGGAUCAUGAAGACCGUCGAAUCACUCCAUCUCCCUACCAUGUUCGGACGCACCAUCAUUUGGCUCGGUGGCGGCUCGAUAGCGGACUUGCUCAUCAUGUGCUCCAUGGUCAAACUCCUUACGACCGCUCGAAAUGACGCGCAUAUUACCGGAAAGACCGAACUGCUCAUCAAUAAGCUCAUACGCCUGAGUGUCGAAACUGGUUUCGCCUGCGUUAUCACCGCGGUCACAGAGAUGAUCCUUUUCUUGGCCAUGCCAGACAAUAAUGUUCAUCUAUUUUUCUCCUUCUUAUUAAGCAAAGUGUACGGCGUUACCCUCAUGGUCAAUCUGAAUUCGCGCAGAACUAGGCUCUGGAACAGGACCGCGACGGACGACCCAAUCACAAUGCCAACAAGCGCUUUCUCCAUACCUGGUAUCGGUCAACCGGCGCAACAGACAGUGGUUCACGUAACGUCGGGUGUCGAGCAGACGUCUGACAGUCCCGAUGAUAUGCGAAAGGUACAGCCACAUGAUGACGAUGACCUCGAAAUGCACCCAACGCGGAAGUUCUCCCGCACGGAGAGCAUCAAGUUCACACAUCCAAUGCCUGAACCGUGA